AUGUUCUUCCCGACAGACCGCGCGGCCUUCCGACGUUACGAAGAGGAAGCGCUGGUAGCGCGGAAGAAGCGCUUGGCGACGAUCGAGAGCAUGAAGCUCCGGGAAGAGGCGCCGUCCGACGUCGACUACACCAGCAAGGAAGACGAGCAUUACGCAGCCUUGGACAAGAUGUGGCAAGCGCUUGUCGAUGACCGUCCGACGAGCUCUAUGCGAGCUCCAUGGCUCUUCGAGACGACGGAUUGGCGGUUCCCAACGCAUGAAGACUCGAUGCAGCGGCCCGACGAGACCCCGCGCAUGCUACCCCAGCGCAGCGGCGACGAAGCGCCCCAUGAAAGCGGAGCCCCAGACGACGAAGACCCCUUCGAAGAGAUCGAGCUACGAUGGGCUACCCCCAUGGACGACGCCAAGCUGUGCAUGCCAUCAAGAGACGGCAACAUCCUAGCCUAUGCAGUCGACAAUGGUCUUGGCGACAUUGACUUCGCAUGGCAUGAGGAUGCGUGCUGCUGGAGCGCAUUGGUUGAUACCUCGCAGCACGUCGUCUGCAUCACGCCUUCGCCCUCCGAGCUCGACGCAUCUCCACAGUCCGAUGACGACGAAGACGUCAUUGAGAUCUGCAGCUUGGACGGACUGCUCGGGCUUGCACCAGACUAUACCGUACCAGUCGAGGAAGCGUAUCCGCUGGAGAUCAUCCGCAACAUCUACACCUCUCGCAUGUCCAACUCCAAGUUAUCAAUUCCGUGCUUUCUGGACAUGGCGCCUCAAAACCAGGAUGCGAUGAUCGACAUGCUGCACAAGGUGCCGGUCGAGCGAAGCCCAGCUCUCGCUGUCGAAGGCCUGGACACAGCACCAGGAGGGUCUAACGCUGCUCUCGAUGAUGACGACGCACUGCAUUUUCAGUCGGCCGACGAUCCGCUGGCCAUCUAUGGCAUCAUUGGCUCGGCACCCGCGGCAAGCAGCACGGAUGCGCUCUAUCGCAAGGCCAUUCUUGACUGCGAUCAGCUCCACGUGUCCGCACACGUACCGAGCCUCUUUGAUGACGCAUGGCCAGCACAUUUGAAGAACCAUUGGUGCGAUAUUGCGGCGAGAGCAUCGGCGACCAAGUCCGAUUCGGUGGUCGUCCAGCAACUUGAAGUCCCACGCCUCAAAGAGACCUUGAUGGUCCCGUCUGAGGCCCUCCAAGCGUGCGCGAUACUGCGUGAGGCCGAGGCGCCAACCGAGGUCGUUCUCUGCCCGACCAUCAUUGCCAUGGAGUUGCCCAUGGUCUGGUCCAAAGUGCCCAGUUGCUUCAACGAGCAACUCUUUUCCGCCGCAAAUGAGCUCACCGAAGUGCUUGAUGUGCCGAUGAUAAGCGCAACGGACAAGCGCAUUGCUACGACGUUGAAACGAUCCCAGACAGACGACCGUGGUGACUCCCGAGCGACGAAGCGUUCGAAGAGCAGCAAAACCAUCGCGUACAAGCAGCACGACGAGCACGAGACAACGAUCGGCCUCGUGAACCUGGGCGACGACGAUCAUGACGUCAGUGCCGAGUCCCCACCGUCGGGCAAAGACGAGCUGCUUUCGUCGCUCCAAACGUUUGUGCUCCACGCGGCCCGGCCCGUUAUCUGGAAGCUCGUCAAGUGCGGUCAGUUUCGGUACCAAGAGACCAAGACCAAGUCGGCCUUGGAGCACCUCACCUUGUCCACGCUCGAGGCAAUCGUUCUCACCCAGCAGCAGGAAUUGGCCAAGGUGGACGUGCUCGGAGCGCGCCGAAGCCCCGACGUCAUGGAGCGGUGUCACAACCUUGGCGAGUUGAUUUAUCUGCACACCCUCCGGCUUUUGUGGCACGCGUUGCAAGAGUACGGCGUCUCGGGCGGGGUCACGUUCUUGGAAGCCUGCCUCUUCAGCGAAAAGUAUCAAAAGGCGCUCCGAAAGUCCCACAUGUCGACGCUACACUCGAUGCUGCGACUUGUAGCGCCGUUGCCGGAGAAUGCAGAGACGUUGACGCCCACGAAGAGCAAGCUGGAAACCUGCGGUUUGCCGUUGCGCGAACAACCAAAUGCUCUUCUAUGCGCCGAAGAUUUUCCAUACAGAGAGCACGUCUCGGCGCUUGGUAUACAGAUGGUUGCCCGACCUCUGGACAGCCCGUUGGGCCUCGUAUUGGACGCCAGCACAGGGCUCUGUGUCGCCCCACUUGCCACCUUUUUGGACGAUGGAUUAGCGCAGAUGUACGCCUACAAGCUUGCAGAGCACCAAGCAGUCUUCACCAAGCUGUGGGUCGUGCUCGAGCUGCACUCGCUCUCCGACUGUUCGAACUCCGAGAAGCAAGCGGUUGAAGCCCACGUCCAAGCGUUCACGGCGUCGACGGUUCAUUUUACAGCCAACGUUGUCACCAUGACGAGGUAUGGCGUACUGGUGCAAUGUGGUCGACCACAUCUCGUGCGCAGCCUCUGCACCGAGGACACGCUGCACUUUGUGUCGACUGCGAUUGCCUCGUCAGAUCGUCUCCCGGUAUGA
Molecule: messenger RNA, 2496 nt
Organism: Saprolegnia parasitica CBS 223.65
Lineage: Eukaryota; Oomycota; Saprolegniomycetes; Saprolegniales; Saprolegniaceae
Exons: 14
Coding region: 1-2496 (831 amino acids)
Source: RefSeq, a predicted model, not a curated record